Thrips palmi is the source of this 2608-nucleotide messenger RNA. Its product is annotated as coiled-coil domain-containing protein 47. Gene Ontology annotation, cellular component: endoplasmic reticulum. The coding region runs from base 1 to 1449 and encodes 482 amino acids. The record is from RefSeq and is a predicted model, not a curated record. The transcript is spliced from 7 exons. Lineage: Eukaryota; Metazoa; Arthropoda; Insecta; Thysanoptera; Thripidae. Gene Ontology annotation, molecular function: calcium ion binding. Gene Ontology annotation, biological process: endoplasmic reticulum calcium ion homeostasis.
AUGCGUAUUUGGUUAGUUUUGCUGCUAGUCGGCUUGGCCGGAACCCAGAUUUGGGCCUCUUCCUUUAGAGAGGAAGCUGAAGACAAUGAAUUUGCUGAGUUUGAAGACUUUGAAGAUGAGGAUGCAGCGGGUGCAAGUGCCAGUCAUGAUCGAGCCCCUGUCCCGUCUCCUUCAUCAGAACAGCCAAAGCCUAGUGCCCCUGACGUGAAACCUGUGCAUGACGAGGUGGAUGAUGAAGAUGAAGGUGACGCUAUAACAGAGGAUGAGGAAGACAACGAGUUUGAACAUUUUCAGGAUGAGGAAGAAUUUGAAGGAUUUGACAACGAACGAGUUGUCAAUAAUGAUAAAGUAGAUGAUAAAGAAAUGCCAAAGAUCACUAUUACAAAGGUCCCCUUGCACUUAAGAACUAAUUGGGAUAGUUUUUAUAUGGAAAUGCUGAUGAUUGCUGGUCUCACUGUAUAUUUUGUAAAUUUCUUCACUGGCAGAAGUAAAAACCAACGCAUUGCAAAUGCCUGGUUUAGCACUCACCGUCAAAUUCUUGAGGAAAAUUUCACCCUUGUUGGUGAUGAUGGUAAGAUGGAAAUUGAAACUCCUGGCCUUAUCAAGGAUUCAGAGCACAUGUACACCUUAUGGUGCAGUGGGCGUCUCUGUUGUGAAGGGAUGCUUGUGGAACUCAAGCUCUUAAAGAGGCAAGACUUGGUAGCAGUAUUUGCACAGCUUGUUCGUCCUUCUUUAGACCAAGUUCAGAUCCGUGUUGAUAUGACUCGUGAGGAUAUGGACUCAUAUGUUUUCUGUGUUGCCACCAAGAAAACUGGGCUACGUCUCUCAAAAGAAAUGCAAGAUCUGAGUACCUUCUGCCCUGAGAGAAAAACUGGUGAUAAAUUUGGUGUGCCAAGCAAUAUGUGUCUUAUGAGUGAAAUGGGAGAAGCAUCUUCUGCUCUUCUCGAUAGCAAAGUGAUUGCCAUGCUGAACAAGUACCAAGAUGUGGUGGAAUUCAUUCACUUCUCUGAUCAGUAUUCUGGACCAAAGCAAACUGAGGAUUCAACUUUAGUCAAGUUACCUGAGGUGAAACGUGUAUUGAUAUUUUGCUUCAAUAUCCCAAUGCUUAAAAACAAAGGUUUGGAGGAGUCUCUUGAUCACAUGCUUCCGUUGAUGCAUAUGGUCUUCUAUCUCAUUGAUAAAGUUAAGCGAUUCCGACUGGGAAAAGAAGGCAAACAGAAAGCCGACAAAAAUCGUGCCCGUGUGGAAGAAGCCUUCCUGAAAACCACCCAUGCUGCACGUGCCGAGGCUGCUGCUGCACGAAGGGAGGAGAAACGUCGUCAAGAAAAGGAACGCAUCAUGCAAGAAGAAGACCCUGAAAAGCAACGCAGAUGGGAGGAAAAGGACAUGAAGCGACAAAUGAAAAAGAAAGCUCCGAAAAUGAAGCAGUUGAAGGUCAAGGCCUUGUAAGUGUGUGGUCUUUGUACAAGGAAGUAUUCUGCUAGUCAUUAUGCUCUUGGCAUUUACAUCUUAAUUACAUGAGGUUAGAAUGUUGACUGCUGCAAUUUUUAAGCAUCGAAGUGGCUACUAUAUAUAUUUGUGUUUGUUAGUGCCCUUCGUAAUUUAGGCUACAUAUCUGAAAUAAUUUAUUAUUCUUCUACAACUGUGUUUUAAACGGUUUUACAUCUUUUUUAUCAAAUGGCAACUUUUUAUGUAUGUAGCAAGACACAGCGGCUGUCGUCCUGUGUAAAGGGUCUAUACUUAUAAAAUAAAUGUUCAAUUAGUACAUUGGUAUAACAUUUCUAGAGUAGUUGUUUCAGGAGAAAUUAUUGCAUAAUUUUAAAAAGCCUACAAAUUUAAAUGCAUUUACCUAUUGCGUAGGGAGUUCUGUUAUUGAACAAUGCAUUAUUUUCUGUGUGUUUGUGUGUGUGUCUGUUUUCAUAUUGUCAUGUCAUUACUCAUUUGUUUGUAGGCCAAUGGUAGGAUGGGUGGAAGGGUACUGAAAACUAUGAGCUGUGAAUGUUCCCUUAAGCUUUUCUAAGUUAAAGCUGUUUUGUAUUUAUUUUAGUUUUUCUGUCCUUUUUUCCUAUCCUGUGGUGGUCUUUCAUUGUUUAUGAUUUUGUGUUCUUGUGUUACUUAGAUUACAUGUGUUUUAGCAUGAUUACUUCAAAGGCUAUAAUUUUCUAAUAUUGCUGAGGAUUAUCCAGCAGUUUUUGAACCCUUUCUGCUGCCAUUUUCUAUCUGAUACGUAUGUUGCCUUGUGUGUCUAUUGACAGAUGAUUAUUUUUUCAGACACACACUGCCUUUGUUUCCUUUCUGAAAUUUUAAUCUAUUCUUAUCACGACUGAUGAGUUUAGAACUAUGUUGUGGAAGAUUGUAUAACAGUAUGUAGCGUUAAAAAAAUAUAUAUAUCUCCUCGUACAGAUGUGCUUAGGUAAAUUGAUCUAUUUCUUAAGUAAGAUAAAAAUUUUACUUCUCCUCAUGACUGAAAUGAAGUUUUUGCUGACAAUGACAGCUUAUUGCUGACAUUUUUCUGUAGUCCCAAAAAGAGCACUAGACAUGUUGCUUUUGUACAGCCAUAUUUGUUUUCUGUUUCCAAUGUGAGCAAUAUAUGGAAUAUUAUUUGUUA